Messenger RNA from Rhipicephalus microplus (southern cattle tick), 1940 nucleotides. Its product is annotated as bestrophin-3. The record is from RefSeq and is a predicted model, not a curated record. Gene Ontology annotation, molecular function: chloride channel activity. NCBI's taxonomy places the organism in Eukaryota, Metazoa, Arthropoda, Arachnida, Ixodida, Ixodidae.
AUAGCGAACAGAUAUGCAGCCGGCACUGUAACGCUGAAGAUGUUUUUCUACACGCGGGAACAGAAGCACGGAACGGAACGGGCAUGCAAAACCUGAGCUUUGCCUCAGGAUCUGCAGAGAUCGGUGCCCAGGGGCAUCGCUUGACGCAGGCGGUGUCAUGACGAUCGCGUACCAGGCCGACGUGUCCACGAGCACACUGCUGGGAUUCUGGAAGCUGGUUGCCCGCUGGCGCGGCUCGGUCUACAAGCUCAUCUACAAGGAGAUGCUGGUGUACGGGGCCGCGUUCACCGCCAUCGCCAUCUGCUACCGGCGCUUCCUGACCGCCGACCAGAGGCAGCUGUUCGAGCAGCUCGCUCUGUACAGCGACCGGGCGCUCGAACACAUACCGCUCUCGUUCGUGCUCGGAUUUUACGUCUCCUUCGUGGCAGGCCGUUGGUGGGACCAGUUCACCAGCAUCCCUUGGCCAGACAGGCUGGCGCACGUCGUCCUCGCGUACGUCUCGGGCGGCGACGAGAAUGGGCGCCUGCUGCGACGCACCAUGAUGCGUUACGCCAACCUCAGUCUUGUACUCGUUCUCAAGUCGGUGAGUGGCUCUGUGAAGAAACGGUUUCCUAGUACACAGCACCUGGUGGAAGCCGGCUUCAUGACGGCCGCCGAGCGGUCCCUAUACGAGGCGACGCCCAGCCGCACCAACCGCCAUUGGCUACCGUCGGUGUGGUUCGUCAACCUGGCCAACGUAGCCGUGCAGCAAGGACGGCUCCUGCCCGGCCCACCAGUCAAGCACCUACUUGAGGAACUCAACCAGUUCCGUGCAAAGUGCUCGCUCCUGUGGUGCUACGACUGGGUCACUGUACCUCUCGUCUACACGCAGGUGGUGACUCUGACGACGCACUUGUUCUUUGUCACGUGCCUCGUGGCGCGCCAGAGCUUGGACCCCGAGAAAGGCUAUCCGGGUCACCAGUUGGACGUCUACUUUCCCUUCUUCACCUUCUUGCAGUUCAUCUUCUUCAUGGGAUGGCUCAAGGUUGCCGAGCAGCUGAUCAAUCCUUUCGGGGAAGAUGACGACGACUUCGAGACCAACUGGCUCAUCGAUCGUCACACGCAGGUUUCGUACAUGGCGGUGGAUGAAAUGUACGGCAAGUUCCCCCGCAUGGAGCGUGACCUGCACUGGGACAGCCAGGAGCCGGACCUGCCCUACACCGCGGCCGCCAUCAUUCACAAGAUACCCACAUACCGUGGCUCAGCUGGCAACAUUGGAUGACUCGCCUUUUAACGAGUGCGUCGUCGUCGCACUUGCUGCUGUGCACACACGCCAUCCGCUGAAUGUACACCCCAUGCUUGCAGCGUGCAUUGUUCCAAUUAUUUCAACCAACUAAUAGCCAUUCAAGCAUAAGGUAGCCUAGGCUGCAGUGUCUGCCACUCAUUGCGAAUCAUUUAAUCACGCCCAGUCCCAUGCAGUUGUCGAAGCUGCGAUUGUCUCGUGGUCAAACCCAGACUCCUAUCCAUCUUAAGCGUGACAAACGGUGCAACAGUCACUCAAGGCUUGUUGUACGUCAUACGUUGUGGCCAGACAUUUCAACGUUAUAUAGCUGUCCGAAGUUUUAAUUCGUAUCACUCUGGGCCAAUCUGUCGGCUUUACACACCAUGACUGCAAUAUGCUCGACACAAUUUACCCAGUUUACUUCCUUUUUACUAUACAUAGUGCCAUUAGCUGCGCACGGCUGCACGUAUAAACAUAGCACUUGUACUUCUUAUUCUUAUAACCCGUGGCCUGCACCUGAGAACAACACAGGCACUGGGGCUGUUUAUCUUUUAUGUCACUUCCAAGCGUACUUUCUGGCUGUCGUGGCACACAGCGCAAACACCACCUUUUUAUUUUGCUUCCUACGAGUCUCAAUCACACCCUGUUUUUUAAUUAAAGGCGUUUUCUUCCUUACGAA